UCAGAGGAACCAAGGGGAAUUAGCGACAAGAGCCACCCAAUCAGGGAAUAGAAACGUGUUCAUCUGCUGUCUUACGGAGGUGGAAGGGGUGUUUUGUUUUCAGCCAGAGGAAUUUACAUGUUUUCGUCAAUACAGACCAGCCAACCAGCAGUGUCAUUAGGUUAAAUCAGUGUUUGGCAAUAUUCUUGAGGAUAUUAUUACCAAUAUUCCCCAGACGAAGAUGUAAUGGAUUCUCUAAUUAAACAGUUGGAAACUACCCUUGCUGAUGGAACAUAUUUGAUUUAUUAAGCCCCAGUGAGUUCGAUGGCUGAAGAUGCAAAUCGACCGCUCCUUGCUGGUGAUGCUGAUAGCCUGUCUCCUACUAGUGGGUGGAGCCAGAAGUAAAGGUCGACAUAGGAGGAAAAAGCUGGAGAAACCUCACAGGAUUCCCGAUGAGCAGAAACUGCUGCGAAAGCUUCUUGAGAAGUACGACCCUUACGCUCGUCCUGUUUACAACGCUUCCAAGACAGUUGUGGUUAAAUUUGGUUUGACACUUAUUCAAAUCGCCGAUAUGGAUGAAGUUAACCAAGUACUUACUAUCAACGUGUGGCUGGAACAGGAAUGGCAAGAUGAACGACUUGUAUGGGACCCAAAAGACUUCAACGGGUUGCAGAUUCUAAGGAUACCUUGUGAAAAAAUAUGGCUUCCAGAUAUUGUACUAUAUAACAGUGCUGACGAUUUUACAACCGGUUAUAUGAAGAGUAAAGCAAUGGUUACAAGUCAAGGCAACGUCUUCUGGCCGCCACCCGCCAAGUUCAGGAGUUCCUGUAAAAUAGACAUCACAUAUUUUCCAUUUGAUGAUCAGAUUUGUGAGCUUAAGUUCGGUUCUUGGACGUAUGACGGUCUUCAAGUGGACCUGACAAACAGAUCGGACAUGGUGGAUCUUGAGAACUACAUAUUCAGUGGCGAGUGGCAGUUAUUGGCUGUGAGAAUAAAAAGAACAGAAGUGUUUUAUGCCUGUUGCAAGGAGCCUUACCCUGACGUGCGGUUUACGGUCAUUAUCAGGAGAAAGACGUUGUAUUAUCUGUUCAACAUUAUCUUCCCGUGUCUGUGGUUGACAAUUCUCAGUUUACUGGGGUUUUGGCUACCUCCAGAUUCAGGGGAAAAAAUCACACUUGGGAUCACGGUACUGCUUGCUUUCUCAGUGUUUAUGUUGCUUAUAGCUGAAAAUAUGCCGGCGACCUCGGAGUUUGUACCAUUAAUAGGAAUCUACCUGACAGUUACCAUGGCGAUGACGUCACUGUCCAUCAUACUGACCGUGUUUGUUCUACAACUCCAUCACGUUGGCCCCCAUCAGAAGCCCGUUCCAAGAUGGCUGCGGUCCCUGGUAUUUGACAUCUUUGCCAGACUUGUGUGUAUGUGUCACUCGACCGAUUCAAUGAGAAACAGAAGACAGGUUAUAAAAACAGAUGAUGUGUGUCUGUCCACAUUCAUGGAAACCAUUGACGGUAGCAAUUGCAAUGGGUCUGUUCCAUAUAAUGGGAUGCCACUCGCUCAUGAACGUAUGCUGGAUCGGGGGGACCACACGAACGACAGGAUAACCAGUCAUCUGAAAGGUUUGGUACGUCGUCAGGACAGCGAGGAACGUCAUCAGGAUGUGGUGAAUGAGUGGCGCUUUGUUGCCCACGUCAUUGAUAGGCUUCUCUUCUGGAUUUUCCUUAUAGCUGCAGUUGUGUCCUCUAUCACGAUUUUGGUGAUCCAACCCUUCCUUAAGCCGGAGCACAGCCUGUAAUUCAUUUGUCGAGAGGAGAGAUGUGUACCGAUUAGAAGUGUUGGAUACAAACAAAUCAGGAAUAGCUUCAGCCAGCCUGGAAUAUCCUGGUCAAGUUCUGCAUUGCAUAAACCGUGCAUAGUUGUGUUAUAUGUUUGGCCGUAUCAGGAGGAGAUAGAUAAACGCUUUGACCUUGGAGUUGGUGUUAAUAUAUAUUUCACAAAGAAAGUAACCAGAGCGUUAUGCACCAAUAUUAAAAGAUACCUGGUUUCAGAGAAUUACCAUCUGUGUAAUUAGAAUUUAAAUAGCAUUAUAUAUAGACCAGCAAUAAUAUGUCAACUAUGUACAUAACUAUCAUUAAUUAUUAUUGAUUCUUUACAACAAUUAAAGAAAAAAUAAACACAUAUUGAUUAUGCAUUUAAGUUCACACCUAAAUUGUCUACAAUGAGAAGUGAUUUGUACAAGACUCGAGAUCGGGUCGAGGGAGCUUUUUGCAGUAACGAUUGGUUGUAAAACCGUUGAAUUGCUGAGGGUGAGCUGUUACGGUAUUGUAGAAUGCAUCGUGAGGAAGGAAAUCAGCGUUACGAAUGAGAAUGAUACGGUUACGUCUCCCUGUGAUUUUCUGUGUGCGCCAUGGAUGAUUUUAAAAGGAGCCAUGAUGUGCUUGAUGGGUAGAUUGAAGAGUUUGGGUAAAUGAAGGCCUUCCCAGUGAAGUAAUCAUGCAAUGAUGGCCCUACUUCAGUAGAAGCUGACAUUAUCAACCUCCAAGAGGAGGGGCGUCGUUGAGUGUUAAACUGAUGUGUGUCUCGGCGAUGAUUUUUCCAUCUUAGGUACCUACACAGUCUAGGAUGAUGAAUUUGGUCAACCCUUCCAACGAACUAACAUCAGUAUCGAUUACUCUUUAUGUGUAUGGAUUUCAUUUAUUUUAACAUUUUUCGCAUUUCUGUGAGUGACAAGAAAGUAUUUUUAGCGUGCAGAGAAGGGUUUGAAAAUGGCACCUGGACAGAUAAUACCAAAUAUCGAUCGUACCUUUCUUUUCUUUUGUAACAAUGACAGGUACACUGGUGAUUUAUUGAUAAUACAAAUGUGAUUAGGUUUGUCAUACCUGAAAACAAUGCAAACACAUGUUUGUCGUUAAGGACAACUAUAAAAUCCACAACAUGACAUCCAGUAUGUGUUAACAUUUCAGCGCACAAAAUGCAUGUAUAAAUUUUGACACCGGCGUACGCAUAAAGUAUGUGAGACUCUGUCCUCCUAGCUAAAACCCCCAAUUCAUCCCGCAAGGAUAGAACUAUUGUUGACUCCGUACGUGACUAUACCUCCCAAACAUGCUUAACUAAUUAUGCAAACAAUGACCACAACAGAGCUGAACUGACUGCUUGGUUUCUCAGAAAGAAAAACUAUAGUUUUUAUUUUUCUUAUGCUGUUGGUAGUGACUAUUGGUGUAGCCAUAGUGUUAUAGUGAGGGAAUGUGACGUGUUUGUUAGAUAGAAACAUAUUCAAACUUUCUUUUUCUCCUGUGCAUGUGUAACUGCACUUUAUAAAUACUGCACAUCGUUAUCCGCUCACGUCAACACCUAAUUUGCUGUUGAAUGAGUGUGUAAUACUAUUUAUUUUGUACCGUAUGGUUAUUUAUUGCCACAGAUAUCCAUUCAUCAUACAGACAUGUAUGUCAUACAUGCAUUAACUAACCAUCAGCGUAUAUUUUCCACGUAGCCAACCCAAACAACCUUGAAAUGUAGUAAUAUAUUUUAUAGCUCAAGUAAGAACAAGUUCAAAAGAUUCGUAGCUUGAGAGCAUCUCAGAACAUUAGAAAUUCUGGGCUGCAUCAUCAAUGGCUGAUAUAUCUAUUGGUGCAUGGAUAUAUUUAAUGCCUAAAUGUUGUUCUGUAUUUGUGUGUCAGAGUUCGCCCUAAUAACUGUUUUCAUGUUAUGUACAGAUGCAUACAGAUCUUCAGAGCGAUGAAUACAUAUUGAAUCCUUCGUUGAAUGCAUAUUAAGUUUCCGUAAUGCCUUUAUGCUGCGGGUGUUUGAAGUGUGCUAAUAUAACUGAUCCGAUCUCACAGCAUAAUGUUAUGGGUUAUGCCGUGUAUAUUCCCGAGUAAUCAGAUUCUAAAGAUAGUUGUCAGUACUAAAGAGCUCUUCCCAGAAUGUAAAUAAACAGAAAAAUGAAUCAAGGAGUUGACACAGUAACGACUGCCUUAAUAAAAAAAUACACGAAAUAACAGAAUGUAUCAUGUAAAUGUUCCAACGUGGACCUUUCAAGAUUUCUCACGAAUUCAUCUUGAGGAUUAAUACCACUAAUGACUGAUGACGUUACAAACCACAGACGCAUAUAUCUAAAUUGUUUUAAAGUUGUGUGCUGUAUAUUAUCACAAUGCCAUUUAGCUAUUUAUCUUGACGAUUUCGAUUUGUGAUUCGUGACAAGAAGGAUUAUUAACGGUUCCUUUCUUGUACCGUGCACAAAUACUAUUAGUCAUACUUGAGCGCUACCGACUAUAUUGUUCUACAGUGGUACAAAACGCCACUGCCCAACGUCCAGCAACCUCUACCAGUCGGACCAGUUCCUUCACUGACACGGGUCGUGGUCCAGUGAUCUAUGCAUUGAAUAUAAUUGCGUUCCAUACCAAAUAUCGAUGUUUAAUAUUGAGAUAAAUGUAUACACUGUGUCCUUUUGCACCCUUAUAUUCGAUGUGGGAUACUUUCGAAGUCAAUGGCUUUAUGUACUCCUAGCUUUUAAUUUUAAUGGUUUGUGUUGCAAGAAAGUAUAAUGUCACCGACGGUUGGCACGAUUAGAAAGAAAUAUGAAAACGUGACUUUGUAUAAAUGCAUAAUGAAUUCGUUUUGAAUAAUAAAUUGUAGAGUAAACCAUUUCGGA
Molecule: messenger RNA, 4627 nt
Organism: Haliotis rubra (blacklip abalone)
Lineage: Eukaryota; Metazoa; Mollusca; Gastropoda; Lepetellida; Haliotidae
Product: neuronal acetylcholine receptor subunit alpha-10-like
Exons: 7
Coding region: 314-1771 (485 amino acids)
Biological process (GO): signal transduction; chemical synaptic transmission; nervous system process
Cellular component (GO): neuron projection; synapse; postsynaptic membrane
Molecular function (GO): transmembrane signaling receptor activity; acetylcholine-gated monoatomic cation-selective channel activity
Source: RefSeq, a predicted model, not a curated record